AUGGCUACACAAUACUUCAAGGACAACAAGGGGCACCCGAAACCUAUAGGUGGACCUGUACGGCGACGACGGGUCCUGCUAUGUGGCGUACUCGCCUUAGGACUACUAUUCUUCUUCUUCGUGCCCUGGGAGUUGCCACCCUCGCUGAAAGACGCUGGUCUCCCGGGGAUCUCGCGUGCUAACGUCGCGCAGCUGAUGAAGACGAAAGGGAAGAAGGUGGAGGUCGGGGAGAUAUAUGGUCUGCUCCAUCUCGUGACGGGCGACCAUGAGCAGGAGCACGUCCUGAGCAACGCUCUGCAGCUUGACCCAACAGUGCCUAUUGAACUGUCGGUUUACGCUGCUGGGGAUGCGGUAGAUUGGGCGCAGGAGCAGGCACUUAUUGACAAGGAAUACCCCGUCAUUGUGUUCAGCAAGACCUACUGCCCUUACUCCAAGCGCGCCAAAGAACUGCUUGCGGCAUACGAUAUACAGCCUCCUCCGAAGAUAGUUGAGGUCGACAUUCGAGACGACGGCAACGUAAUCAAGCAUCUUCUGACCCGGCUCACCAAGCACUCCACCUUCCCGAACGUCCUCCUUCGCGGCCACUCCAUUGGAGGCUCAGAUAACCUGCAGCAACUCCAUGAGAAUAAGACACUUACGAAAUUGCUAGAAGAGGCUGGAGCGACUCCUCGAGCCAGCGGACCGAAGUAA
Molecule: messenger RNA, 690 nt
Organism: Cyclocybe aegerita
Lineage: Eukaryota; Fungi; Basidiomycota; Agaricomycetes; Agaricales; Hemipholiotaceae
Source: the annotation of a GenBank genome assembly